Dendrobium catenatum is the source of this 1574-nucleotide messenger RNA. RefSeq names its product adenylate isopentenyltransferase-like. Gene Ontology annotation, cellular component: mitochondrion. Gene Ontology annotation, molecular function: tRNA dimethylallyltransferase activity. Gene Ontology annotation, biological process: tRNA modification; cytokinin biosynthetic process. Lineage: Eukaryota; Viridiplantae; Streptophyta; Magnoliopsida; Asparagales; Orchidaceae. The record is from RefSeq and is a predicted model, not a curated record. The coding region runs from base 286 to 1302 and encodes 338 amino acids. The transcript has a single exon.
UAGAAGAGUCACUAACGCCAAUUUUGCAUUCUUGUUUGAACAUAUAGGUGCCCGUUAAAUUUGGAGCCUAAUAAAAAGGGCAUGAGAGAGCGGUGAAGAGAAGGGAGAGGAAAGAGCGAAACGACUGAAGCGGCAGAAGAGAACAGAAACUGUACGAGCGCUGGUAGUGGGAUGGCCUUCACCACCAUCGCUGCAGAGCCGCGGCUAAUGGGAAUUUUCACAAACGCCUAGUGGGCAUUUGAAGAAUACAAGUUCCCGCCGAUUGAGGUGGAAGCCAUAUUCUAUAUGAGAUUUUCAUUCCUUCGCGGCGGUGGAAUCUCGGGAGGAGGCCUUAUCCCUACUUUUCAGUGGGCGAUUACGGCGAUCGGAGAGAGGGGUGGUGGCAUGGGGUUGGCGGCGGACACCAGAGUCCGUUGCCAGAGAGGGAGAGGAAAGAAGGAUGUGGUUGUGGUGAUCAUGGGCGCGACAGGGACGGGGAAAUCGAAGUUGUCCAUUGACGUUGCAGAGCGGUUCUCGGGGGAGGUGGUGAACGCUGACAAAAUCCAGGUCUACCGCGGCCUCGAUGUUACCACAAAUAAGAUGCCGAUUCCUGAUCGGCGCGGCGUGCCGCACCAUUUGCUUGGUGCUCUGGAUCCUGCUGCCGGCGAGCUUCCGGCGGAAGGGUUUCGAUCUCUGGCUUCCGAUGCGGUGGAGGCCAUUACCACGAGGGGGAAGAUUCCAGUGAUCGCUGGGGGCUCCAACUCAUACAUCCAUGCGAUGAUGGUGAAUGGGUAUGAUCCCAGGAUCGACCCCUUCUCCGGACCGCCGGCGGGGAGGCAUCGGCUCCGCUACCGAAGCUGCUUGCUAUGGGUGGACGUAGAAGCAGCGGUACUUGAGAAGCAUCUGGACAGGCGGGUGGACGAGAUGGUAGGGUUGGGGAUGGUGGAGGAGCUGGAGAAAUACUUCGCCAGGGGAGAAGGAGAUCGGCAUCCCGGGUUAGGGAAGGCAAUAGGAGUGCCGGAGUUCACUGAAUACUUCAGGCGGAGAACGGCAUCAGCAUACGAGGAUGCAAUCAUGGCGAUAAAGGAGAACACGCGACGGCUAGCAGAGGAGCAGGUGAGGAAAAUAAAGCGGCUGGGUGAGAUGGGUUGGCCGCUGCAGCGAGUUGACGCAACGGCCACGGUGGCCGCUCGGCUGGCAGGCGACGGUAGUGCCGCGCAAGCGGCAGCCUGGGAGCGGGACGUCCUCUGUCCCAGCCUCCGCGCUGUUGAGAGAUUCCUCGAAGAUAGACUCGACGCAUCAGCAGCAACUCAAGUCAUAUAGCAAUCAAUCCGCGACUCGAACCCCUCGAGCUCAAUCGAUCGAUACUCUUCGACACCCACGCGCGCGCUAUUCUUCCCAUUUGAGAUAAAACAAACAAUGAAGCGAUGCAAAGUUGCAACGAAGCCGAAGAAAAAGUAAAAAAAUACAAAGAGAAAAAGGUGGCCGUGUAUCAUUAUCGUUAUAAUUUUGUUUUGUCGUUUAUCUGUUUUAUGGAAGCUCCAAUGAUCAGAGAAGAGAUGAGAAAUGUAGUGGAGAGAGAAGGAUAAUAUAAA